AUGGCUUUGUCUGAUCGGAAGUUAAAAAGAAAACAAUUUGAAGAGAACUCUAUGUCAUUACAAAUUCUUGAACCUGAGCAGAAAAGAAGGAAAACAAAAACUUCGUCUGUUAUUAAUGUCACCUCGAUUAUGCCCGCAAUUAAUGUCCCCGGACCUAGUAAAUUCCCAGUGGUAGCUAUUACAUUAGAUAGAUAUGGCAUUUCAGACUGUGCUGGUGCUGCCAUCGUGUCGGCUACGUUGCAAGAUAACGGUCUGGUUACUGAGAGUGACACGUCAAGUGUUAUCGACCGUAGCAAAAUUCGGCGCGCUCGCGCACAAACGAGAAGUUCAAGGGCUGCAGUUAACGUGCUAAAUGGCGAUGAUACAUUGGUUUGUAUAUCGUUUGAUGGCCGCAAAGAUAAAACAAUGUUAUAUGAAGAUAAUCGCAGAAAAAUCGUUGUUGAAGAGCACAUAACCUUGGUAAAAGAGCCGAACUCGCAAUACAUCGGGCACAUUACACUGGCCACAGCAAAUGCACUCACAAUUUCAAAAAAACUUUACCUUUAUUUGGCGUUGAAGUGUGAUUUGAAGCGAAUAAUAGCAAUUGGGUGCGACGGUACGUCAGUCAACACCGGUAACAAGGCUGGAAUCAUUUAUCUUCUAGAAAAGAAACUUCAUCGCCCUCUUCAAUGGCUCGUGUGUCUAUUGCAAACCAACGAACUUUCUUUACGACAUCUGUUUGAGCAUCUUGAUGGGAAAACUACAGGACCAAGAAGUUUCACAGGCGUCAUUGGUAAAGCGUUGAAGGGUUGUGAGAAUCUUCCAGUGGUUCAAUUUACACCCAUCGCAUGUAGUAUUUCAGUAUGUAAUAUUUCAGUAGAUAUUUCAAAAUCACGUAGUGAUCUCAGUACAGAUCAGCUUUACUUGUAUGAAAUAUAUGACGCAGUUAGCAGAGGACAAUGUGACGAUAUAAUUGAACGUAGUCUUGGACAUCCUAUAGUAGUUAAAAGCCUUCUUGUGAUGCUGCCGCAACUUGGCGUGGUGUACAUAAAACGCCCCUGUGAUGUAUCGUUCACGUAUUAG
This is a messenger RNA of Parnassius apollo (apollo), 1062 nucleotides long. Lineage: Eukaryota; Metazoa; Arthropoda; Insecta; Lepidoptera; Papilionidae. The record is from the annotation of a GenBank genome assembly.